Prorocentrum cordatum is the source of this 1272-nucleotide messenger RNA. The record is from the annotation of a GenBank genome assembly. Lineage: Eukaryota; Dinophyceae; Prorocentrales; Prorocentraceae.
GGAGGAGGAGGGGGAGGGCCUUCUCCUGUUCGCCGCCGCGAGGUGAUCGUCGUGACGCUGGCCAGGUCGCCGUGGGUGACCGAGGCCUCUGUUUUUUUCUUCCCAAAAGUGGCUGAGCUGAUCAAGGAGCUCGGCAUAAAGGUGGUCUACGCCUCGGGAGCCGACGGCCUUCGGCCGAAGCCUCCUCCAAGGCUGACGGACGAGCAGCUCGAGGAGUUCUGGGGCAGCGUGAAGGGGGAGGCGAUCGGCAAGGAGGUGCGGGAGUUCUACACCCAGUACGAAGGGCAGAGCUGGAAGAACAUCAUCUCGAUCGGGGACUCCGAGUUCGAGAGGCUGGGCACCAUGCGGGCAGUGGAGGAGUACAUGCGGAGGCAGGGCAUCGCGGACGUGAAGGCCUGCAGCUCGCGCGCCGAGCAGCAGGGAUCCCUGGAGCCUCCGUCGCCGAAGGUCGAGAAGUCCAAGGCGCACCAGGCCGAGAUCAAGGGGCACCUAUACAGGGUCCGCAUCAAGACCUUCAAGAUGCUCGACCAGCCGACGGCCAGCGAGCUGGUCGCGCAGCUGGACAUGCUGCGGCAGUGGCUGCCUCUCAUGGUCAACUUGGACGACGGUUUCGAUGUGGAGUUCGGCAGUAUCCAGGACAUGGCGCACAUCCAGAUGAUCGACGACGUCCUGCGAGGCGUCACCGUCGAGCAGGAGAGCACUCCUGGGCCGAUCAUCGAGACCCCGUGCGAGGAGUGAGGCCGGAGGUCCGGGCCAUGCCCUUGUGGUUCAGCAUCCGCUCGGUUCGUCGUCGUCGUCCUCUGGUCCUCCUCCUCCUCGUGCUUCUCCUCCUCCUCCCCCUUCAUCAUCCGUUUCUUCAGCAGGCUCAGUCUGUUGGCGUUGAGGAGCAUGAGUCUUCCUGACAGCGCCCCUCGUCUCACACUCCCUCCCGCUGCUCUCCGCGUUUCCUGUUUCUUCCGUAUGUCUUUCUGCCUCCUGUCUGUCUUUCCUCGUCCCGCCUGCACGUGUUCCGCCAGCCAGCGGCUUUCUCUCCGCGCUCCGUUACCGCUGCUUCGUCCUGCACAUGCCCCGCCAGUUGGCGUGUCAGCGCGUGCAUUUUAUAGCACGGCUGUGUUCCUCCUUCGUCCGUCUUUCUUCGAUCUUCCUGCAAGUGCUCCACCACCCGGCGUGACAGCGCGUGCACCAUGUGUCAAGGCAGUUUGUUCUCCGUCCUCUGGGUUUCUUCUGCGCGUGCUCCGCCAGCUGGCGUGGCAGCGCGUGCAUUCUAUUUCA